Nelumbo nucifera (sacred lotus) is the source of this 3479-nucleotide messenger RNA. RefSeq names its product U-box domain-containing protein 5-like. Lineage: Eukaryota; Viridiplantae; Streptophyta; Magnoliopsida; Proteales; Nelumbonaceae. Gene Ontology annotation, molecular function: ubiquitin-protein transferase activity. Gene Ontology annotation, biological process: protein ubiquitination. The record is from RefSeq and is a predicted model, not a curated record.
UUGAAGUUAUUUGUAGGUGUCCCGGGUAUGUUAUGGUUCUAUGUUGCUUUUACUUUUGAUGGUUCUGGCUUUUCAAUGAAGCUUGGUCACUUGGACAGAAGGAUUAUGUUCUCAGGGUUUAGAUAUUCUUCGUUUCUUUGCUCUGCUCAUGGUUUAACUUGGGAAGUUCUGCUCGGAAGAUACUAUGAGAGCUGAACUUUUAAUUAAAAGCCCAUUUUAACUUGAAGGAGUUGUUUUGGUUUCGUUAAAGUAUAGUGAAUUCGCUUAAUUGGGUCAUCUGCUGGAGUGGUAGUUUUCUCUUUAUUGCAUCGCUGUAUUAAGGAAGAAGGAGUUCGCGAGGACCUGGGUUGCUACUUUCGGGAAAAAAAGAAAAAGAGAAACUUGGAGAAAAUUCCCUGCCUUUGGAUUCUGAUUUUCAGUUAGCAGGAAUCAACGAUACUUUUGUGUGAUGGGGAAAGAUGUUGCUGAAGUUACACAAUUGCUGUCAUGCUCCAAUGUUAAGGUGCAUCGUUUAAUGUGCAUGGAGCUUAUGAAAUCUGUGGAUCAAAUCUUAUGGAUAUUCCCAUACAUAGAAUCUUCUCGACCACGUUGCACAUCUGGAAUAGAAGCCCUGUGCUCAAUAAACGGUGCAAUAGAGAAAGCCAAAUUACUCAUUCAGUAUUGCACUGAAGCUAGCAAGCUAUACUUGGCAAUUAGAGGGGAAACCAUGGUUGCAAGGUUUGAAAGAGUACGUGAUGAACUUGUUAGAAGUUUAAGUCAAAUUCAAGAUAUGGUUCCAAUAGUGUUGGCAGUAGAGAUAUCUGGAAUCAUCAACGAUCUUAGGACUUCAGAGUUUCUGCUGGAAUCCUCUGAAGAAGAGGUUGGAAAGGUUGUAUUAGAGUUGAUUAGGAAGGACGUAUCUAUGUCUGGUUCAAUGGAAACUUCUGAAGCUGAGGCAUUUAAGCUUGCAGCUUUGAGACUGAAACUUACAUCCCCAAAGGCUCUAUUGAUAGAGAGAAGAGCUAUUAAGAAGCUAAUUGAUAAAUUCCAUGACACUGAGAAGAAGGAGAGGAUCCUUAAGUAUCUUCUAUAUCUUCUGAGGAAAUAUGGCAAAUCAUAUGAGGGUGAUGAAACAGAGAAUGCCACUGCUCAGUAUGAAAGUGUACAUUCAAGCGAAGACUAUAUAUGCAGUGGUGCUAUAUGUGGUCAGUCAAUUGAUCAGAAAAAUGAUGUAGAAUAUGGGUAUAGAGAUGCUCGAAGUUAUAAAUCUUGUACAGCAAUACCUCCUGAGGAAUUCAGAUGCCCCAUUUCUUCAAUACUUAUGCACGAUCCUGUCACUAUUGCUUCUGGAGAAACCUUUGAAAGGGCGUGGAUAGAGAAGUGGCUCAAUGAGGGCAACGGAACAUGUCCAAAGACUCAUAAAAAGUUGCCACAUCUAUCUAUUACUCCAAACUAUCUAAUGAAGGACCUUAUUUGCAAGUGGUGUACAGAGCAUGGGGUCACAAUUCCUAGCCCAUGUUCACAACCAAUUCCUGCAGCAUUUUACUCGUGGAAAACUUCAUCUUCCAAUUCCAUUGCUAGCUUUGGCAGUUCUCUAAAUGAUGCACAUCUUAGGAUUGAUGUCAGUACCGUAUCUAUUGACUCUUCAGAUGUUAGUUAUGUUUCUGAUUCUUCUCAUGUUAAGGUGACAGAUAGCUCAAGUUUUAUAUCCUCUCAAGGGAAUUGCAAUUUCCACAAAUCCCAAUCUUUUGAAAGUUUUAACAGUGAGAAAAUUUCACUGUUGCUCUCUAAACUUGCUGCACUUCCGUGGGAAUCACAAUGCAAAGCUGUGGAAGACACUAAAAAGCAUUGGAAAGACAAUUACCGAUCAUGCUAUUUUGUGUUAUCUAAUAGUUCUGUUGACUCACUAGUUAGAUUUUUGAAGUGUGCAUGUGAUGUUAAUGAUACAAAAGCACAAAGGGAUGGUGCUCAAGUGCUUUUGGCAUUACUUAGGGAGACCAGUGCAAUACCACCUUUAAGUGAAGAGAUGUUUCAUUUAUUGGUUAAUUUUCUCAACUCUGAAAUCACUGAAGAAGCUCUUGUGAUUAUGGAAGUUUUGUCAAGCCACCGGCAUUGUCGAUCAAAGAUUGUGAUGUCUGGUGCUCUUCCUUCCAUCCUAAACAUGCUUGAUACUCAAAUUAGAGAAUUCCAGGCUCCUGCUACUAGAAUAUUGUAUAACUUGUCCUUAAACAGAGACAUUGGGUCCUGUAUUCUGUCCUUGGGAUGUAUCCCAAAGUUGAUUCCGCUUUUCAGUGAUAGUUUGCUUGCAGGGCAUUGCAUUAAAAUUCUAAACAACUUGUGUGAUAUUGAAGAAGCAAGGAAAGAAGUUGCUGAAACCAAUGGAUGUUUAACUUCCAUUGCAAAAUUACUUGAGACGGGGAAUCCUGAGGAACAAGAAUAUUCGGUGACUGUUCUCCUUUCUUUAUGUUCUCAGUGCAUAAAGUAUUGCCAGAUGGUCACGGACGAGGGCGUUAUCUCAUCUUUGGUCAUUAUAUCAGUCAAUGGGAAUAUCGGAGGGAAGGAGGGUGCAAUGGAAUUGCUUAGGAUUUUGAAAGAUAUAAGACAUAAUGAUCAUCUUGAAAGUUUGACUUGUCACCCUGGACUGGACCCUGACUUGUCACGGGACCCUGCAAAGCACUCCAAAGGGAAAAAGCCAUCUUCCAAGGCUGCUCACUUUUUUGGAAGAAAGUUGGUAAUAUUCUCAAAGCCCUGAUCUUUAGCUCUCUUAUGAGCUUUGGCGACUUGGAUGGUCUAUAUCAUGGAGGACAACAAACAGGGUCCAGGUACAGUUAUUUGUGUAUAUUUCCACAUGAGCUGACCAGUUUACAUGCUUAUGAGCUUAUCAAGGGAAAGUAUAAGCAACAUAUUAAGCUUGAUAUGAUCCAUAGGUGAUGGGUCUCUUGCUUCAUCAGCAAAACAUGGUGCUGAAGCACCAUGAUUGGUUAAAGAAGUAUCUCUAAGGGAAUUUGGGUUAAUACAGCUAUAAAGUCUGAUUACCAAAAUGCGCUGAAGAGACUUCAUGAACCAACCAUGAUGUUUCAGCACAGUGUGCUUUUGAAGCUUUAGCAGCAGAUAGGAACUCAUGAGUAGGUUGGUCUGUCUUGCUAACUGUAUGAAUAUAUAUGUAAUUACAAUUAAUUGGUUACUCAUUCACGUUGUUUCAGCCGGUUGUUCUGGCUUUUUACUAACAAAAUUGUAAAGUCGUGCUGUAUGAAUGGAGGUAGCUGCUUUUUGAUAUGAUCAGUUCUGGUAUUUCUUGGUGCACUUUUCCCUGCGUCCAUGUUGAGGCUCGAUCAAUUUUCUUCAUUUCAAGUUUGAGGUAUUUGAAUAUUGUAGCAUUAUUCAACUGUACAUGUCACAAGACAGUUAUUCAACUGUAAAUUGUCACAAGACAGUUUAUCUGUGCAAGCAAUUAUCUAUAUAAAUCUGUUGCCAGUUGCAACUGGUAACUUCAUAUUUAA